CCGCGGCGUUUCUAACUUGGCCGAUGUUGGUCGGUCGGUCGGGGCUAUUUUGGGGCCGGUUUCUGCCGUUUGCGGCGGAGCGGCCCGUGGGGCCGCGGACGAGUUUCCAGCUUCUCUUUCUUUCUCCUUCGCCUCCCCGGGCGGCGGGGGGGGGGGGGGCAGGGCUCGCCGCUUCCCCCGGCUUUGUGUCCGCGGCGGGCAGCGGCCCCGGCGCCGCGCUACCUGUUGCGGCCGGAGGGGGGGCGGCGGGGCCCGGACCGGAGCGGACCGGAGCGGCCCGGCCUCACCGCUCGGCCGAGCCCCGGCCCGUGACAGCGGCGCGGAGAAGCCGCCCCCGCCGCCCCCCGCAGCACAAUGACCCCGCGUGGUUCCUUCUCCUCGAAGCGACUCCGACUUUCCAGCCCCGGCCUUUUGCUCCUGCUGAGAUUUGGGCUUUAACCAGGAGAGAUCUGCGGGCAGCUCCACCAUGUCGGAUAGCGACCUCGGGGAGGACGACAGCGCCACAUCCCCGGACCCCUUGCAGUCCAACAAGAGGAAGAGAAGGGGCAAUCUCCCCAAGGAGUCCGUGAAGAUCCUCCGGGACUGGCUGUACGAGCACCGCUUCAAUGCCUACCCCUCCGAGCAGGAGAAGCUCAGCCUCUCAGGGCAGACCAGCCUCUCCGUGCUGCAGAUCUGCAACUGGUUCAUCAACGCCCGGAGGCGGCUGCUCCCCGACAUGCUGCGCAAGGACGGGAAGGAUCCCAACCAGUUCACCAUCUCCCGCCGAGGGGGCAAAGCUGGUGACGUGGCCCUGCCGCGGGGGGCUGCUGCUGGCUCCGGGGUGCUGCUGGUACCUCCUGUGACGGCCGCGGGGGCCUCCAAGGUGCUGUCGAUGUCCGUGUGCCCGCAGGUACUGUGCCACCCUGCCCAGGCGCUGGGCAGCAACCUGACGGUGGUGAGCGCCCGCAGCCCCGAGCGGGAGAAGCCCCCCGGCCCGCAGCGAGUGGAGCCGGACCCUGCCCCCAAAGUGCCGCUGGGUGCCGCCGGCAGCACCGUGACCUUGCUGGCCCGGGCCGAGGCGGCCAGCCCCACUAGUGGACUCUUCAACACGCCACCCCCCACGCCCCCCGAGCUGUUCGGCGACGACUUCAGCAGCUUCCAGCUGCUGGUGGAGGUGGCGCUGCAGAAGGCGGCUGAGCUGGAGUUGCAGCGGCAGGGCGGGCAGCUGCCCCUCUCGCCCCAGACUGAGCCCCCACGAGCCUCCGUCUCCAAAUAACCCCCUGGGCCAGGUCCCGCGGGGUGCCCAUCCUUGGGGGGUGCCUGAUCCGCCUGGCCUCAUGCCGCCCGCCUGCCCGCACCCCCCGACCAGCUCAUCUCAGAAGCGGCCUCCUGCCCCCCGGGGGCUCUGGUCUCUGUCAGCCAAGGGGGGAGAGGAAGGACUGUCCCAUCCCGCCACCCUCUCGCUGGGGAGAUGCCCCCUACCUGCCGCCCUUGCCGCCACCAAGGAUGAUGCCGCGGGAGGAUGCGGCCGCCGCAACCUGGCUGUUGUGAAAAGACCUUUGCAGCUUUACUGACCUCUCCCUGCCGUGAGCGACGGUUACUGUGGAGCUUCCCUUGGAAAACCUGCUGACUUCUUUUUCUCUCUCCUGUAAACAAGGGUCCAGCCAACACCAUUUCUUCAGGGAGAGAAAGAGAGAAUUUUUUUUUUUUUUUUAAAAGUUAGUGUCUGUUUUAAGGACUAUGGAUGAAAAGCUUUUUCUCCCAAAUUUCUUAAACCCUCCCCCCCCCCCUUUUUUUUUUCUCUUUUAUUUGUGGAGGGCCUUUCUGGUACUGUGUGCUGGCCAGGAGCCCUGCCUUGCCCAGGGAAGGGCAAAGGACAGAUGAACUGGAAAUCUGAAGUCUGUGGCAUUUUUUUCCGCACAGAAAACAUGGGACCCUCCUCUUCUGCCGUAGUGUGUUACGGAUGCUGCCAGUAGAAAUCUCUAUGGUGCUGUUUAGCAAUUUUUUGCUGAAACAUUUUCCCUUUAAUUGUGAUUUAUUAUAUGAUUUUUGUUUUCUUCUAUAAGCAUUUCCACAACUUCCCCAUGAUCCUCUCGAGUUCCUGCUGAAUACGUGCACGUUGUGUCCUGGAACAGAGAGCGCAUCGCAGACCCUAUGAGAUGCUGACAGCAGGCUGCUGCUGGGGGUGGAUGCGAAGCUGAGACUGUGAAAUUUUGUAUCCAACUUCUUUAUUUUCUAUUUUUUUUUUUAAAAACAUUUGGAAAGAGGUGUGUUGUGGGUAUGUGUGUUGUUCUGCAAGCGCAGCGCUCACAGCCUGCAGACCGUGGUUCCUGGAAAGCAGAGUUGUCUCAGCAGCCAAGCGCUGAUGAACUGCCCUGGGAACGCAGAGGGAAGGAGUCCUUCGCUCCCCGUCCCCUCCCUCCCGCUCUUGCUGAGCGUGGCUGUGCCCGGCUGUGCGGUGCUGGUGACCUCUAGUGACAAGCUGGUGUCUGCUGGGAGCUGGCUGUGCCCCCCAGCCAGGCCUGGUCGUGGUUUUGGGGUGCUGGGGCAGUUCCUGGCUGGGCAUCGCUGGCUGUCACUGAGCGGGAGCCUGGGCGCUGCGCCGGUCCUGAGAUAUUGCUGUUUCACUGUAAAAUGUAAGUUAAAUAGCGAUACGUACGCACCUAUGUUAUCUAUCCUGAGAAACACUAAUCCUAGGUAAUUAGCCUGAUUAUUAAGUUGCAUGACUAGAGAUAAUAAUGUCCACAGGAUCUGGUGCUCUGCAGUGGUUGGAGCCAGCGGUGCUGGGAGAGCGGCACGCUGCGGGAUGAUGGGGCCUGGAAGGGAAACGCAUAGAUUGGGGGGACUGGUGUUUUCCCCCUGACUUUUCUUCAGAGAAAAGGUGACAGGGCAGAGGCGCUGCAGUGGGGGCUGCAGGAAGGCUUCCCGGUAGCGUGUUGUGUUGGCCGGGUGCCCCUGUGCAGCAGGGAUGGCUGCAGCUCUGGCGUUACCGGCUGGGCAGAGGGCACCGCUGCAGGUGGGUGCUCGCGUGUGGCUGUGAACAUCCCCUUCUCAUCUCCCCCAGCUCCGUUUUGUGUCCAGCCUUUGCCCUCUGCCUCCUUUCUGGGGAAAGCCCUCAGUUUUAGGACUCCCUCCCUUACUUCUAGCUAGCCCUUCCCCCCGUCACCCCUCUGCAGUUCUGUUGCCUUUUUAGGCUUUUUAGUCUUCCCCCCCUUUAUUUUGCCCCAGUCAAACCAAAGUGGUUUCCUCCCGCAGCGGCAGGACUGCUAGAGCUGUGCCUGUGCCUUGGACCAGUGCUGCUGCCCUGGGGAUGGACCAGAGAGAGUGGGGAGGGCAGGGAUUAUUGGAAUGAAAAUUACGGAGCAAAAAAAAAACCUACUGUAAAUAUCUUUUGUUUGUUCUUCUGUUGUCAAAUAAAAGUUUUUUAGUUUUUUUUUUUUUUUAAA
This is a messenger RNA of Grus americana (Whooping crane), 3425 nucleotides long. RefSeq names its product TGFB induced factor homeobox 2 (gene TGIF2). Gene Ontology annotation, biological process: regulation of transcription by RNA polymerase II. The record is from RefSeq and is a predicted model, not a curated record. The transcript is spliced from 3 exons. Lineage: Eukaryota; Metazoa; Chordata; Aves; Gruiformes; Gruidae. Bases 467 to 1255 code for a protein of 262 amino acids. Gene Ontology annotation, molecular function: RNA polymerase II cis-regulatory region sequence-specific DNA binding; DNA-binding transcription factor activity, RNA polymerase II-specific.